Molecule: messenger RNA, 387 nt
Organism: Anneissia japonica
Lineage: Eukaryota; Metazoa; Echinodermata; Crinoidea; Comatulida; Comatulidae
Product: zinc finger protein 723-like
Exons: 1
Biological process (GO): regulation of transcription by RNA polymerase II
Molecular function (GO): RNA polymerase II cis-regulatory region sequence-specific DNA binding; DNA-binding transcription factor activity
Source: RefSeq, a predicted model, not a curated record
AUGGAAGUACAUACAGGAGAGACGCCAUUUGAAUGUGGGGACUGUGGAAAGAAAUUUAAAACCAGUGACGAUUUGAGAGCACAUUUAAACAUACCAUAUUCAUGUGAACAUUGCGGAGAGAAAUUUAAAGAUAUUAGCACCUUGAAGACACAUUUGAGUGUACAUAAAACAUGUGAAUGUGAACAUUGUGGAAAGAAGUUUAAAGACAGUCGCACCUUUAAAAAACAUUUGAUAAUACAUGAAAGAGAAAGAAUAUAUGGAUGUGAACUAUGUGGACAGAAGUUUAAAGAAAGGAGUACUUUAAAAUCACAUAUGAUAAUACAUUCUGAAGAAUUUCCAUAUGGGUGUCAAGAUUGUGGAGAGAGGUUUAAACACAAUGACAAUUUG